This is a messenger RNA of Drosophila navojoa, 2324 nucleotides long. RefSeq lists its product as uncharacterized. The record is from RefSeq and is a predicted model, not a curated record. Lineage: Eukaryota; Metazoa; Arthropoda; Insecta; Diptera; Drosophilidae. Gene Ontology annotation, molecular function: calcium ion binding.
AUUGUGUAGUCUAAACGAUUUAAAGCAAAGCUUUGAUUUUAUUCUGCUCAGCAGAUGUUUUUAUUAUUUACAAUUUGUAUUAAGUUACAGUUAAAAAUAAAAUAAAAAAGAGUUCAUAAAUUGCACAUCAGCAUGCACACGACCAAGAUCAAGGAGGGCGAUGAGCGGGAGGAGAUGGAACUGAAUCAAAUCUGGCGCGCUUGUCGUAAAAUCCAAGGCGCCAUUUACCGUUAUAACUUUGACAUCUGCGCCGAUUUAAAGCAACAUGAUCCCGACUGCACCGGCUAUGUUUCGGAGUCUAUAUUCACAUCGGUGCUGGGCAAGUACCGCAAGGUGGUGGGCAUGUCAGAGUUUGAGCUGAAGGAUGUCACCGACUACUUUCAAAUACGCGAUGGUCGCGUCGCCUAUCGCCAGUUCUGCAAGACGGUCUGCUCAGAAAAUCUAAGCAAGACUGCCGACAAGGAACUGGCCACCGGACUGGAGUGGAACGAUCCCUGGCAUCUGAAUGUCAUCGUACAGCCGGAAGAGCGCCGCAAGCUAUGCCUGAUAUUGUUCAAGAUAGCCAAGGAGACCCACUUGCCAUUGAUGCCCUACUUUCAGGACUACGAAUUGGUAUCUCAACAUGUGGGCGUAGUGACCGUCUCGCACUUCUCGCGCGUGCUCCACUUUAUGAAGAUACCAUUAUCGGAAGCCGAUUACUUGCUAUUGCUCAAGCGCUACAUGAAGGACGGCUAUUUGGUCAACUAUGUGGCCUUUCUCAAGCACAUUGACAAUAUUAUUGAAUACUUGCGUCAUCACAAUCUACUGGAUGGUUCGGGAGAUCUGAUUGAGAACUUUCCGGGUCGCCUGGUGGACCUGGAGCUGUCACAACUGCCAGCGAUCAAUGGCUGCCAAAUGAUACAUCCCAUAUUUCCAGAUGCGUGCAACCAUCCAAAAAAGAAUCGCGGCGAAUGCGAUAUCAUAUUCUGCAUACAGAACUAUGUGUAUAAGAAUCGUAUACGCACCUGCGAGUUCCUGGAAAAGUUCGAUGCGCUGCAGGUGGGCUGCAUCACCAAGAAUCAAUUCGAGCGCGGUCUCUCGCUCAUGGGCGUGGGCAAGUACCUGUCGCGACGUGAGUUGGACUUGGUGAUGGAUCGCUACGUGGAUCCGGUGGACACGAAUCGCAUACGCUGGCGCAAUUUUGUCGAUGAAAUCGAUACGGUGUUCACCAUGAAGAAUCUGGACAAGAUGCCGCAGUGUGUGGUCGAGUCCCCGUUGGCGCAUAUCAAGGAGAUGCCACGACCUGGCACCCUGGACUGGCAGGCGGCCCCAAUGGAUGUGCGAGAGCUGUGCGAGGAGGCCAUAGCCAAGAUACGGAUACGCAUACGCAAUCGUCGCUUAUAUCUGCAUCCGUUCUUCCGCAACUACGACAAACUGUUCUGUGGCCAUGUGAACUGUCACCAGGCCAAUCAGAUCUUUCGCAUCAAUGGCAUACUGCUCUCCAAUGCCGAGCUGGAUGCUGUGCUGCAUCGCUAUGGCAACGAGCUGGGCUUCUACUAUACCAAAUUCCUGGAGGACGUCGAUCCGGCCGAGUAUGCCAUGCCCAACAUGGUGGCCAAGCAGGAUCAGAAGGAGUGUCCGCCGUUCCCGCGCGACAACAAGGUGCCGGAGCAGCCCAGCGAGGAGGUCAUCACGCGCAUCCUGACCAGCGCCAAGCGACAGGCCCUGACCAAGGGUGCCUCGGUCUUGGACUUUUUAACCGACUACGAUCGCCAUCGCGAGGGACUGAUAUUGGAGAGCGACUUCAAGCGCGCCCUGGACAAUGCCUUGGUCAUACUCAGCGAGGAGGACGCCAACAUAUUGUGCAAUGUCUUCCGUUCGCCGACUCGCAGUGCCUGCAUCAUGUAUAAGGACUUCUGCAAAGCCCUGGACGAGAUCUUCAUACAGUACGAUACGAAUAUGGGUGACAAACUGGUUACGGCCGUGCCGCUGUUGCACUUGCCAAAUCUGGACUGCAUCGACUGCUUCCUCAACUUUGAUGAGCGCACCACCUGCUCGAAGGCGCUGAUGAAGCUCGCCCGACGCCCCGACGAGAUCUCCAAUCUCAGCCAGGUGUUCAAGGACUUUGAUCGCCAGAGCUGCGGCUCGGUCACCCAGAACCAAUUCCUGCGCGCCAUCACCUUACGUGAAAUGCACAACAUGCUCAGCAGCCGCGAGUUCGAGGCGAUUGUCAAGUGUUUCGCUGUGAAGCGCGGACUCUGCUUGGAGUUCAACUACCGCGAGUUCCUCAAAAUCUUGGACGUGCUCUAUGCCACUGGCCAGAUGAAGCGUAAUUACUAACAAAA